CUUUGGUGAUUCCUCUCCGCUGCAUGUUGAAUAAGUUCACCUAUUUUCUCUUCCCCAGUGGAUAAGAAAAAGGGGCCUCCUCUCUCUCUCUCUCUCUCUCUCUCUCUCUCGCUAACAAACAUGGCCAUCACCACUAUACUCCCCACCACCGGAACAAUCUCAUCCUCCAAUACCCACCUCUCCCCUUUACCAUCAUCAUCAUCUUCCUCACCACUUUGCUCACUCACUCUUCGCCCCCAAACCCACAACUACACCCACCUCAGUUGUUCAUCUUCCUCUCUCUUUCGCCCCAUUCUCACCCCAAAAUCCCCCAAACCCAGAAGACCCAAUCGCUACUUCUCGCCGAUUGUGAUGAGCACAGAGGCUGGGGUUGGUGUCAUGGGCACCAAGUUGGGUAUGAUGAGCUACUUUGAGCCAGGAGGCUCUGUUGUGCCUGUGACGGUGAUUGGGUUCAGAGAGGGGAAUAUAGUGACCCAGGUCAAGACUGAGGCCACAGAUGGCUACAAUGCGGUCCAAAUUGGGUACAGGAGGGUUCGAGACAAGAAGCUCACGAAACCUGAAAUGGGUCAUCUCACGAAGUCUGAGAUUAUACCUCUCCGUCAUCUCCAGGAGUUUCGGUUACAGUCUGUUGAUGGGUUUGAGCCGAAUCAGAGGCUUGUUGUCGAUGAGCUUUUCAAAGAGGGGGAUUUGGUUGAUGUCUCGGGGACAACAAUAGGGAAAGGGUUUCAAGGUGGAAUCAAGAGACAUCACUUUAGGAGAGGCCAAAUGACUCAUGGAUCAAAGAGCCAUAGAGCUCUUGGAUCAAUUGGUGCUGGAACUACUCCCGGUCGUGUGUACCCGGGAAAGAAAAUGCCAGGGAGGAUGGGAGGAACCAAAAGAAAGAUCCGUAAGCUGAAAAUUAUCAAAAUUGACAAUGAUCUUCGGAUUGUAAUGGUCAACGGAGCUGUCCCCGGUAAGCCAGGCAAUCUUAUACGAAUUGCGCCAGCAAAAAUUGUUGGGAAGAAUAUCCCCAAAAACUAACUUUGUUUCGUUGUAUUUUCCUCUUUUUGUAUUGUCAAUGUUUUUUGUAAUUUGAUUUUAUCUGAAGUGGCAUGUCAGCAUUUUGCAUUGCUAAAUCUUUUUGUUAAUUUUGUUCAACUUAUCUUUUGUUAGUCUCCUCACUGUUAAAUGACAUUGAUAUCAUAGAAGUAAUGCAUAGCGACUUUAUUGAUGUA
This is a messenger RNA of Cornus florida, 1214 nucleotides long. RefSeq names its product large ribosomal subunit protein uL3c. The transcript has 2 exons. Gene Ontology annotation, cellular component: ribosome; chloroplast envelope. The record is from RefSeq and is a predicted model, not a curated record. Gene Ontology annotation, biological process: translation. Gene Ontology annotation, molecular function: structural constituent of ribosome. Bases 121 to 1020 code for a protein of 299 amino acids. NCBI's taxonomy places the organism in Eukaryota, Viridiplantae, Streptophyta, Magnoliopsida, Cornales, Cornaceae.